AUGGAGAAGAUUGGGAAGAGAUUUGAAGGGAAGGUGGCUAUAGUCACGGCUUCGACUCAGGGCAUCGGCUUCGGCAUCGCGGAACGGCUCGGCUUGGAAGGUGCCUCUGUCGUUGUCUCCUCCCGCAGACAGAAAAAUGUAGAUGCAGCAGUAGAAAAACUUAAGGCUCGAGGAAUUAAAGCGUUCGGAGUAGUAUGCCAUGUGUCAAAUGCUCAGCAAAGAAAGAAUUUGAUAGAACAGACUCUUCAGAAAUAUGGGAAAAUAGACGUGAUUGUGUCAAAUGCUGCUGCCAACCCGGCUGUGGAUACCAUUUUGGAAACAAAAGAACCAGUCCUUGAUAAAUUAUGGGAGAUCAAUGUGAAAGCCUCUAUACUAGUUUUACAAGAGGCAGGUCCUCACUUGAAGAAGGGUUCGUCAGUUGUUCUCAUUUCUUCCAUAGCUGCUUACCAUCCACCUGCGGCCUUGGCUAUGUAUGGGGUGACCAAAACAGCCCUGCUUGGGCUUACCAAGGCACUUGCAGCCGAGAUGGCCCCAAAUACUCGUGUAAAUUGCGUUGCACCUGGUUUUGUUCCAACACACUUUGCCGCAUUCCUCACAACAGAUGAAAGCAUGAAGAAGGGUCUUGAGGAGAAAACACUGCUCAAUAGGCUUGGAACCACGCAAGACAUGGCUGCAGCAGCUGCCUAUUUGGCUUCUGAUGAUGCUUCUUACGUUACUGGGGAAAUUUUGGUAGUUGCUGGAGGAAUGCCUUCGAGACUGUAA
Messenger RNA from Fraxinus pennsylvanica, 762 nucleotides. The record is from the annotation of a GenBank genome assembly. NCBI's taxonomy places the organism in Eukaryota, Viridiplantae, Streptophyta, Magnoliopsida, Lamiales, Oleaceae.